UUUUACUCUGUUUUACUCGUUCAUUUUCUCGUGGACUUCAUCAUGUCUCACCGUAAAUUCAGUGCACCCCGUCAUGGGUCCAUGGGAUUCUACCCAAAAAAAAGAUCCCAACGUCACCGUGGUAAAGUAAAGGCUUUUCCAAAAGAUGACCCGAGCAAACCAGUGCAUUUGACCGCUUUCAUCGGUUACAAAGCCGGUAUGACCCAUGUGGUUCGCGAAGCUGACCGUCCUGGUUCAAAGGUAAACAAAAAGGAAAUUGUCGAGGCAGUAACCAUCCUUGAAACUCCACCAAUGAUGAUCGUUGGUGUUGUUGGAUACAUUGAGACUCCUCAUGGUCUUCGUGCUCUUACCACUGUGUGGGCUGAGCAUCUUUCAGAGGAUUGUCGCAGACGUUUCUACAAGAACUGGUACAAGAGCAAGAAGAAGGCUUUCACUAAGGCCAGCAAAAAAUGGACCGACGACUUGGGACGCAAAUCUAUUGAAAAAGAUUUCAGCAAGAUGAUCAAGUACUGCAAGGUCAUCCGUGUUAUUGCUCACACUCAGAUGAAACUCCUGAGACAACGUCAAAAGAAAGCCAACAUCAUGGAAAUUCAAUUGAACGGUGGAACCAUCGAACAAAAGGUCCAAUGGGCAAGAGAACACUUUGAAAAGCCCGUGGCUAUUACCAACGUCUUCGCUCCUGAUGAGAUGAUUGACUGCAUUGGUGUCACCAAAGGAAAAGGAUACAAAGGUGUCACUUCUCGUUGGCACACAAAGAAAUUGCCACGUAAAACCCACAAAGGUUUGAGAAAAGUAGCCUGUAUCGGUGCAUGGCAUCCAAGUCGUGUAUCCUUCACCGUAGCUCGUGCUGGUCAGAAAGGAUACCACCACCGUACUGAAAUGAACAAAAAGAUCUACAGAAUUGGACAGGGUAUCCACACCAAAGACGGAAAGAUUGUCAAAAAUAAUGCAUCCACUGAGUACGAUCUGACUGAGAAGUCUAUCACACCCAUGGGAGGUUUCCCUCACUACGGAGAAGUCAACAACGACUUUGUCAUGAUCAAGGGUUGUUGCAUGGGACCCAAGAAACGUAUCAUCACUCUUCGUAAGUCCCUGUUGGUACACACCAAACGUGCUGCUCUUGAGAAGAUCAACCUCAAGUUCAUCGACACCAGCUCCAAAUUCGGUCACGGUCGCUUCCAGACCGCCGCCGACAAGGCUUCCUUCAUGGGUCUCCUCAAGAAAGACCGCAUUCGCGAAGAACAAGCUCAAACUGCUGCUGCAGCUCCCUCCACCGCUGCUGCUCAGUAA
This is a messenger RNA of Cotesia congregata, 1290 nucleotides long. The record is from the annotation of a GenBank genome assembly. Lineage: Eukaryota; Metazoa; Arthropoda; Insecta; Hymenoptera; Braconidae.